GAGACGAGGGGAAAGGCAAUCAAUCCCCCAGAUCAGAUCUAGAGCUGCGCGUGCCCUGAGCUCCUCGCCGUCGCCGGUGGUCGAGUCGAAUAUCCCUUCAUUCGGCUGCAGCUCCGACCAGCCCACCCCGGAGGUUGGUGCGGCGGGGGCUCCGACGAGCUCCAUCUGGCAAGCGGCGGCGGUGAAAGAGGAUUUGCAUCCGACAGCUGCGAUCCGAUUGAUUUUGGCUAGUCGCUUGCAUCGGUUCAUGAUUCAGGUUCGAUCCCACUUCCUUCUCCUUUUUCAAGCACAGCUACCAUGAGGUUCAAGGGGCUGAUUUGAGUGCUUUCCACAUGGUAGAUGCAGUCAACAGACGCACGUCUAGAGUAAGGCUGCAACUAGAAAGGAAAAUCAGUCCUGGGUGUGGCUACCAACUUCAGAAUUGGAAAGAUGAUUUAAGUUCUUUCCUCUAGAGUUCGAAAAAAGGAAGGAAAAUCUGUCCUGGUUGUGCAGUUGCUGGUUGCAUGGAGGCAGCAGUGGUGAGCGUGUCGCAGGGCGCCAUAGGUGCCGUCCUCGCAAAGCUUGGCGGCCUGCUUGCUGGAGAGUACACGCUGCUGAAAGAAGCGAGAGGCGAGAUCAUGUUCCUUAAAGCUGAACUUGAGAGCAUGCGUGUAUUCCUGGAGAGGAUGUCGGAAGCGGAGGAGGAGCCUGACAAGCAAGCCAAGUGCUGGGCGAACGAGGUGCGUGAUCUGUCCUACGGCAUCGAGGACAGCGUUGAUGAGUUCAUGCUCCUGGUGGAAUCUCAGUCCAACUGCGAGCUGCAUGGAUUUAAGGGGUUUAUUUAUAGGAGCAUCAACUUGUUGACGACGAUCAACACUCGGCAUAAGGUCGCCAAGGAGUUCCGAGGCCUCAAGAGGCGUGUCAUGGAGGUGAGCGAGCGACGUGUGAGGUACAAGAUUGAUGAUGCUGUCUCAAACCCAAACAAUACAACCAUAGACAUUCGCCUGCUGGCACUCUAUGCGGACACAGCGGGCCUUGUGGGUAUUGACGGGCCGAGGGAUGAAUUAAUUCGGCUGAUGGCAUGUGAAGAGGGUGGUUCUGCACAACAGAUGAAGGUCCUCUCUAUUGUGGGAUUUGGAGGGCUUGGUAAGACUACAUUGGCGAACCAGAUUUACCACAAGCAAAAGCCGCAGUACCAGUGUCAUGCUUUUGUUUCCGUAUCCCAGAAACCAAACAUAAGAAUGAUUUUGAGAAGAAUGCUCUCUCAAGUUGGCUAUGUAGCGCCCGAUGGAACCAACACGGAAAUAUGGGCUGAGGACGAACUGAUCAAUGCACUCAGAAAAUUCCUUAAGAAUAAGAGGUACUUGAUUGUAAUUGAUGACAUUUGGGAUGAAACUACAUGGAAUGUUAUUAGAUGCGCUUUUCCAAAAAACAUGGAUGGUAGCAUGAUAAUAACAACUACCCGAAUUAAUAAUGUGGCUACAGCUUGCUGCUGCAACCAACAGGGCUAUGUUUACCAGAUGAAGUCACUAAGCAACGAAGACUCAAGAAAGCUUUUUUUCAAAAGAGUAUUUGGUUCAGAGCAUGCUUGCCCUAUGUACUUGGAGGAAGUUUCAGCUCAAAUUUUAAAAAGAUGUGGCGGCAUGCCUCUUGCAAUUGUGACUAUAUCUAGCCUUUUGGCUAGUGAACGAAGCAAAGUGAAGGAGCAUUGGGUGCAUGUAAUGAAUUCUCUGGGCCCCAAUUUUGAGUUGAAUCCAACGUUGGAAGGAAUGAGGCAAAUACUGAGCCUUAGUUACAUAAAUCUUCCUCAUUAUUUGAAGACAUGCAUGCUAUAUUUGGGUAUGUAUCCAGAAGACUAUAUAAUAUGGAAAAAUGAUUUGGUCAGGCAAUGGGUAGCCCAAGGUUUUGUAAGUAAAGCACAGGGGCAAUAUCCAGAGGACGUUGCAGAGGGCUAUUUUAACGAGCUAGUUAACAGAGGCAUCAUUCAGCCAGUUGAUACCGAUCAUAAUAAUGAAGUGUUAUCUUGCAGACUGCAUGAUAUGAUGCUUGACCUUAUUAUACACAAGUGCAGAGAAGAAAAUUUUAUCACUGCAACAGAUGACAUCCAAGACAUGAUAGGUUUGUCUGACAAGGUCCGCCGACUCUCCCUCUAUCUGGACGGUAUAAUAGAUGGCACAAUAUUGGAAACCACCCAGCUCUCACAAGUAAGAGCACUUGCCAGAUUUGGUAACUCUGCAUAUGCACCUCCUCUUGAAAUACCUGACCUCACUGGAAUAUCUCAUUUGUUCCAACUAAGGUAUCUGAAAAUUAAAGGAGAUGGUAAAUUUCAAGUUCCGUCAGAUGUUGUUCAUUUGGGCCAGUUGCAGCACCUGAUCGUCCCUCGUAGGACAAAUUUACCCAAUGGAAUUGGCAACAUGAAAUCUUUACGUACACUGGAAGAGUUUGAUGUGGGCUUGAAUUCUACAGACAACAUCAGAGACCUCAGGCAUCUCAUCAAUUUAAGGGAUCUUCGGAUAUGUGAUGAUCGUCCGAGGAAAUUUCGAAUACCUGAUGGUCUUUACAACAUGGAUGCAUUGCAUGACAUGGAAAGAAGACAGCGUUUGGAUGUUUUGACAUGUUCCCUUGAAAAACUUUGCGACCUCAGAUAUCUGCACAUGGAUUCUAACAUCAAAGUUAGUUAUGUGUUGAGUUCGCUAUUUCUUCGGAGGCUUCAUAUGCUGUGUCCGUUUCCGAAGGUUCCUAACGCGAUUGGAGAGCUCCAUAACCUCUUUGAUCUUGAUCUCACAAUUGAGGUGUUGGAAGAUGAUAUUGCAAUCCUUGCGCAGUUGCAAUCUCUUAACCGCCUUAAAUUGCAAAUCGAAGGGAAACCUGAAACUGAAGAGAAGGUAGUCAUUUGUAGAAAGGGAUUCCCUUUUCUCAAGCAUUUUUGGCUAUUCUGCUUCAGGAUGUCACAACUAACUUUUGAGGCAGGGACAAUGCCCAAUCUUGAAAAGCUCGAGGUAAGAAUCAAUUCGCCUUACGGUGCUGCACCUACGGGCAUCGAGCACCUAUUAGGCCUCAAGGAAAUCCUUGUAAUUAUUGGGGGAUGUGGUGACGAGGGAUCCUGCAGUACAAGAGCUGCACUGUCAGCGUUAAGGAAGGCCAUUGAUAUGCGCUCAAGUCGUCCUACAGCUAACAUUAAGUGUAUUGGCAGUUGGCUGUUCCUUGGGCACCUACCCGAUGGCUUCAGCUGGAGGAAGUACGGCCAGAGAGAUAUCCUUGACGCCAAGCACCCGAGAAGUUACUACCAAUGCUCUGGACGGAAAUCGGAGGGAUGCCGAGCGACCAAGCAUGUGCAGCGCACAGACGAUUGCGAUGAGCUCUUCCAUGUCGUGUAUAAACGAAAGCACACGUGUACACAGUGCAUGAUCCCGCUGCCACAACCUGGACAGGAGCAGACCAUCCAGGUGCCCCAGCCCACAUAACGGCAUUCCCACCCAUAAACGAGGCACACGAAAAAGCUAAAAAGUAGAGUGAAGCCAGUCAUUACGCUGGUAAGCAUCAUUUUGUAUCUCGGUUUGUCAAGUGUUGCUUCCUUUCAUUUUUAUUUAUUUCACUUCGAUGUAAUAUAUACUCCCUCCGUUCCCUAAUAUAAGACCUUUUAGCUAUUUCAAAAUAUUGACCACAUGCAUGCUAAAAUGAGUGAACAAUCAUACUGAAAUGUGUCUACAUACAUACGAAUCAAGAAAAAGCUAAAAGGUCUUAUAUUAAGGAACGGAGGGAGUAGUUGUUUAGAAGUUCACCACCUGUACCCGACAGCUUAAUCGGGUCUGAUUCUAUAUUCAGUUAA
Triticum aestivum (bread wheat) is the source of this 3808-nucleotide messenger RNA. Its product is annotated as disease resistance protein RGA5-like. The transcript is spliced from 4 exons. The record is from RefSeq and is a predicted model, not a curated record. Gene Ontology annotation, biological process: regulation of DNA-templated transcription; defense response to other organism. The coding region runs from base 504 to 3443 and encodes 979 amino acids. NCBI's taxonomy places the organism in Eukaryota, Viridiplantae, Streptophyta, Magnoliopsida, Poales, Poaceae. Gene Ontology annotation, molecular function: DNA-binding transcription factor activity; ADP binding; sequence-specific DNA binding.